This is a messenger RNA of Melampsora larici-populina 98AG31, 741 nucleotides long. RefSeq lists its product as uncharacterized. Gene Ontology annotation, biological process: regulation of translational fidelity; 'de novo' cotranslational protein folding. The annotation marks the transcript as partial. Lineage: Eukaryota; Fungi; Basidiomycota; Pucciniomycetes; Pucciniales; Melampsoraceae. Gene Ontology annotation, cellular component: cytosol. Gene Ontology annotation, molecular function: ribosome binding; Hsp70 protein binding. The transcript is spliced from 3 exons. The record is from RefSeq and is a predicted model, not a curated record.
AAUCAAAAUCAAUAUGAUGUCCUGGGUAUUUCUUCACUCAGAUGGAGAGCUACUCCUGAUCAAAUCAAACGUGGCCAUCGAAAGAAAGUCUUACGUCAUCAUCCUGAUCAGAAAGCAGGACAAGCUGGUACUUCAAAUGAUGAUAGCUUUUUCAAAUGUAUUGCUAAAGCCUACGAAGUUCUUUCUGACCCAGUCAAGAGAAGUCAAUUUGAUUCAGUUGAUGAAAUGAUAGAUGAUACGGAUCUUCCUUCUGAUAAAGAUAUGGUUGCUAAACCUGAAAAGUUCUAUAAAGCUUAUGGUGCUGUAUUCGAACGUGAAGGAAGGUUCAGUACCAAACUUCCUGUUCCUAGUCUUGGGGAUGCAAAUAGUACUCGAGAUGAGGUAGAAGCUUUUUACGAUUUUUGGCUCAAGUUUGAUAGUUGGAGAAGCUUUGAAUGGAAAGAUAAAGAUGCUAAUGAAGGUUCUGAUUCACGUACAGAGAAGCGUCAUAUUGAGAACAAGAACCGAUCCGAGCGUGAAGGUCGAAAGAAAGAAGAUAAUGCUAGACAUCGUGGGAUUGUCAAAACCGCACUGGCUUUGGACCCUCAUAUGAAACGAUUUAAAGCUGAAGAACGUCAAGCGCAAGAAGCUAAAAAGAAAAGAAACAAUCCUACCAGUGGAUCAGCCACACCUACUCUCUCAGCUACUGAAAAGAAAGAACAAGAAGAAGCCGAAUUAAAAGCCAAAGCUGAACUCAAAGCA